Molecule: messenger RNA, 1551 nt
Organism: Hyaloscypha bicolor E
Lineage: Eukaryota; Fungi; Ascomycota; Leotiomycetes; Helotiales; Hyaloscyphaceae
Product: Oxysterol-binding protein
Exons: 3
Coding region: 174-1433 (419 amino acids)
Biological process (GO): piecemeal microautophagy of the nucleus; maintenance of cell polarity; exocytosis
Cellular component (GO): membrane; cytosol; intracellular membrane-bounded organelle
Molecular function (GO): oxysterol binding
Source: RefSeq, a predicted model, not a curated record
CCACCACCCAAUUGCCCCCAAUUCCAAAUUAGUAUUGUCACAAGAUAGGUGGGUGUAUCUCAGGAACUUCUUUCACCGCAACAGCCGUUGCUUUCCUCCCCAAUUCCUUAUAUUUACAUCUUCUCUCCUUUCUUGUUGGAAGAGAUAGCCGCCAGAGAUAGAUUACCCGAGUCAUGUCUACUAAGUGCGAAUCUGAGAAGCUGGCUCCCCAGCACAAGAGCGCGUUCUUUUCGUUUAUCAAGUCGUUAGCAACUUUCAAAGGCGACCUCGCAUCGCUGACUGCCCCGCCAUUCCUCUUAUCCCCGCAAUCCAUUGUCGAGUAUUCGGCCUACUGGGCUGAGCAUCCGAGUCUUUUUGUUGCCCCAGCCAGCGAACCCAAUCCAGAGAAAAGAGCUCUGUUGGUCUUGAAAUGGUUUUUGAGCACGCUCAAGCAACAACACAGUAACAAAGAUGACAAUGGGAAGAGAAAGAAAAUGAAACCGUUGAACCCUUUCCUAGGAGAACUUUUUAUUGGGAAAUGGGAAGACGAGGCUGGGACUACAAAUCUGGUCGCAGAACAAGUUAGCCAUCAUCCGCCGGCAACAGCGUGCAAUAUCUGGAAUGAUAAGCAUGGAGUUAGGCUGCAAGGCCAUGUUGCUCCAAAAGUUUAUUUCAGCGGAACUGUACACAUCGAUCGAAAAGGCUACUCGCUCCUCCAUCUCGACAAAUACGAUGAAGACUACUUAAUAACUAUGCCGAAAAUACACGUUGAAGGAAUCAUGACAGGCUCUCUUUCCCCUGAGCUCAGCGGCACCACAUAUAUACGAAGCUCUUCUGGUUACACCUGUCAGAUAGACUAUAUUUGUAAGGGAUGGGUCAGUGGAAAGCGAAACUCGUUCGUUGCGAAGAUGUUCCAUGACGAUCACGAGAACGAGCCUUUAUAUGUUGCGGAGGGACAAUGGAACGGAGAAUUUUCCAUCAAGAAAUGCGACACUCAAGAAUUGGUUGAGAAGUUUGACAUCGAUACCGUUCCUCGGACGCCCUUACAAGUUGCCCCACUGGAACACCAACAUCCCUUGGAAUCGAGGAGGGCAUGGCAACACGUUGCGAAUGCUAUUUAUAGAGGGGAUAUCUUCGCAGUUGGCCAUGAGAAGACCAAAAUCGAGAAUGAGCAAAGAGGAAUGAGGAAAAGAGAGAAGGCCGAAGGAAGAGAAUUCCCCAGGAGAUACUUUUCAAGAGCCAAGGAAGACCAAGUUGCAGAGAGGUUAGCUGAGGGCAUGAAAGGGGAGACUUCCAUGAGAGGGGAGAUGGAUAGUCAUCACGGGGUCUGGAUUUGGGAUGAGAAGAAGUACAGAGGGAUCCAAGACAGCUUGCGAAAUGGCAUCAAGAGCCCCACAAGAACGAGGUUUGAUUCUGGAGUUGGAGGGAUUCUUUUAGAUAUGAAGGACGAAUAAAGGCAUUGAUUGAUGGGCGUUCUGGUUGGGCAUUUGAAUAGGAACCUAGUAGCAUCAGCAGGCGAUAGAAUACCCAUGAAUAGAGUUUAUUUAAUCCAGACCAGACAUUUUCCAAGGA